This is a messenger RNA of Andrographis paniculata, 1465 nucleotides long. RefSeq names its product F-box protein CPR1-like. The transcript has a single exon. The coding region runs from base 75 to 1250 and encodes 391 amino acids. The record is from RefSeq and is a predicted model, not a curated record. NCBI's taxonomy places the organism in Eukaryota, Viridiplantae, Streptophyta, Magnoliopsida, Lamiales, Acanthaceae. Gene Ontology annotation, molecular function: protein binding.
UUUGUAAUUCUAACCCAUGACAAAUCUUCGCACCUACAAAUCUCCUCACAACCUUAAACCCAAAUCUUCCGAAAAUGGCCUGUUAUUUACCCGAAAUCAUCGUCGCCAACAUCCUCCACCGCCUGCCGGCCAAGACCUUACUCCGCUGCACCGCCGUCAGUAAACACUGGUAUUCCCUAAUCACAAGCCCUCAAUUCAUCUCCUCGCAUUUGAAUUUCUCCGCCGCGAGGGAGGAUCGCGCCGUCCUGCUCCGUCGCUGCGUCCACAAUUCCGAGCGGUACGACCUCUACAAGGACGACCAUUCUUUCGCCAGUCUCCGCAGUUUGGAAUUCCCCUUCUGGAGCAUAAAUUCGUGCUUCACAAUUGUCGGCAGCUGCAAUGGCCUGCUCUGCCUGUCCGACGAUAGGGUUUAUCUCACAAGCACAAUUAUUCUGUGGAACCCCUGCAUCCGGAGAUCAAUUCGCCUCCCGAACCCUAAUUUGGUUUCCAAUUCAUUUGGAACAUUCAUCCAGUGCCUCGGAUUCGGGUUCGAUUCGGUUUCCAGCGAUUAUAAGGUGAUUAGGAUAACUUAUACAUAUUGUUUCAUUGGCGAGUAUCCUCGGGUGGAGCUUUACAGGUUGAGCGGAGGUGUGUGGGAAGAUUUGAGUUAUCUAAGAUUUGGGUAUGUUAUACAUAACCGAUCCAGGCAGGCAUUUGUGGGUGGGGCUGUUCAUUGGGUUGCUUGCUUGCCGGAAGGCUAUGAUUUGAUUGCUGUAUUUGAUCUCCGGUGCGAGACAUUCCGGGAGAUUAUGCUCCCUGAUAGCCUUAUGGAUAAGGAACCAACGAGGACGAAGGAAUUGGUGGUGUUUGGAGGCUGUCUUACUGUGUUUUUGUGGAAUGUGGAAGAGUCGGGUUUUGUGGUUUGGAUGAUGAAAGAGUACGGCGUUGCUGAUUCUUGGUCGAAGCAUUUAAGGUUUGAUUGUCACGUGUAUGGCGGAGGACGGCGUGUAAGGCCAUUGUGGGUGACGAGAUGCGGGGGAGUUGUGGGAGUUUGGCAAGAUGGUUGUUUGGUUUGUUGCUAUUCCGAUGGAGAUGGAGAUGGAGAUGGAUCAGGGAUGAAGAGGCUUGGAGUGAAGGGGUCGAGAUCGGAAGAGUAUAGGCGCACGGUUCACAUAGAUGGUUAUGUGGAAAGUCUUGUUCUUCUGAAUAGGAGCUCAGGAAGUGAUGACAAUGGCGGGAAAAACAUAGGGAGAGCACAGAGAAGUAGCUAAUUCAAGCAUAAAGUAAUGUCUGUCUCUCUACCUCUCACAAUGAAUGGAUGAAAUUUGCAGACAAUGAAAUUCUGCUUGCCUAUGUUUAUCUCAUUUGCCAGAUUGAUUGAUUGCUAAUUAAUGGUUUGAUUUGUUGGAAGGUUAGCUGUAUUGAAUAUUGUCCCACAUAGAGCUACUCUACUUAUCAUCAAUUGGUUUUAGAUUGAAAACCCGAA